Nematocida parisii ERTm1 is the source of this 1833-nucleotide messenger RNA. RefSeq lists its product as uncharacterized. Bases 1 to 1806 code for a protein of 601 amino acids. The transcript has a single exon. The record is from RefSeq and is a predicted model, not a curated record. Lineage: Eukaryota; Fungi; Microsporidia.
AUGGAAGGAUAUAUUGAUGAAGAAAUAUUAAAAGCAGAAUUACAGAAAGGAUUCAGUGAUAAAAAAGGAAGAAUAGGAUAUGAAGAUAUCAAUAAAAUAUAUAAAAUAUUGAUGGAUAUUAACAGAACAACCCCAAUAUUUAAAGAUUUACCAGAACCACUGACUAAUUUGGCAUAUAAUGUAUUUUAUAUAAAAAUAAAUAGUAGAAAUAUUGAAUGUGAUUAUAAUGAAGAUACUGCUAUAUCAGCAAUCAAAGACUCUAUAGCUCAAAUAUAUGCAAUUAUAGAUGUGAUUAAAGAAGGAGCAGAGACAUUAGACAGUGAAAGUAAAAAAGAGGCAUUUUAUAAAUUAAUGGGGAACAAUCAUAUGGUUAUGACAGAAGUAUAUAGGUAUAGAAAGAAUUUCUAUGAUUCUUCUAUUAAUAUACUGUGUAAGAAAGCAGGCAUAUCAGAACUAAAUGAAGAAAUAACUUCAACUAGUGCAAUAAUUAAACUAUGUGAGUUAGCUGAAUCUGGAGAGUGUUCUAGAUUACAGAGAGUAUUAAAUAUACUAGUGAAACAUGGCGAUAAUCUAACAAUAACAAAUACGGAUGGAGAAGAACAAUCAAAUGCUGAUAAAUUGGGACUAACUAAUGAUGAUAUUUAUUCAUUACAAUUACUUGCAAGAACAGAAGAAUCGGAUUUUUUUGAAUUUACUUAUAACAUUAUAAAUCAUUUAAUUUAUGAGUCGAUUUAUGUUCAAGAUAAUGAUAAAGAUUUACAUAAUUCUAUUCCGAAGUUAUAUUAUACAAUAUAUAAGAUGUUUAUUAUGCGCAAUGAAUUUAAUUUAGAUAAAGAUAAGAACAAAGAUACAAUUAAGACAUGCUUAAAUCAACUGAAGAAUAUGAAAAAUAUUGUUGCUGGGCGUACUGAGCAUGGUAUAUCAAGAUUAAAUCAUUAUAUAACCGAAACAUUAAACCAUACAGAUUUUAAUAUUGAUAAAUUUAGAGCCAACUUACUUAAAGGGUAUUUAAAAUCAAUAAAAUCUGAUGUUUAUGAUAUUGUAGGUCUACCUAUAGAAGGCACUACAAAAAAAGAAAAUCCGGUUACUAUAGAUACACCUAGUAUCACAGACAAUGAAAAUGUUGCUAUAGCUCCACCUGUUACUACAGACAAUGAAAAUGCUACUAUAGCUCCACCUAGUAUCACAGACAAUGAAAAUCCGGUUGCUAUAGCUCCACCUGUUACUACAGACAAUGAAAAUGCUACUAUAGCUCCACCUAGUAUCACAGACAAUGAAAAUGCUACUAUAGCUCCACCUGGCACUAAAACCAACGAUACUGGUGAUACUAUGGAUACAUCUAUAGAUGAGACUGCAAAAAAAGAAAAAGAUACUAUAGGUACAUCUGGUACUGAAACCAAUGCAAAUGGUGGUACUAUAGAUCCACCUAAAAACGAAGAAACCGGUGGUACUAUAGAUACAUCUGGUGUUACAGACAAUGGAAAUGUUGCUAUAGAUACACCUGUUCCUACAGACCAAGAAACUGAUGAUGCUAUAGAUACACCUAGUAUUACAGACAAUGAAAGUGCUACUAUAGCUCCACUUGGUGUUACAGACAAUGAAAGUGCUACUAUAGAUACACCUAGUAUUACAGACCAAGAAAAUAAUGAUACUAUAGAUCCACCUGUUAGUACAAAAAAAGGAAUCUGCUUUAAAACUAUAAUAAUUGUGGCAGUAAUUAUGAUUGUUAUAGCGAUUGUUUUUAGUAUAGUGUUCUUAUAUUUUAAUGGAGCAAACAAAAUUAUGAAUAUUUUUAAUAUUUUGUGAAGAUAAAAAUGAAUAUUCUUUAUGAGU